AUGUAUUAAACUUAUGAUGGAGUCAGGGAUGAAUUUGUUUUUUCUUUUGUGAAUUUCAAUUAAAUAGGAUUGUAGAAGGGAAUACUAAUGCUGAAAUUAGUAAUACUGACACUGCUGAUAAGCAAUGGAAAUCGACAAAAGAGGUAUAUGAGAGUUUUUUUGAUAACCCCUACAUCUAAAAUAAUAGUAGUAUAUUAUGAAACUACCCCUUAUCAGUAUGGAAUUAAUGCUUGUGGAUCUUCAAACAUUUUUUAUAUUGAUAAUUUUGGCACACAAUACAAUGUUUUAGUUCAAAAAUCGUUUGGUUUAGGUCCUCAUGAAAAAGUUUCGAUUGAGUUUAAACAUUGGAAAAUUGAUAACUGGAAUAGCAAUACUUUUCUAAUUUAUGUAGAUAAUGAAAUCAUUUAUAAUCAAAUUUUAUCUUGUUCUUCAAGUGCAACAGAUAUUUGCGGUACUUCAUAAAAUGACGAAGUUACUUUCAUAUCAAAGACUAUUGUGCAUGAUCGCCCUUCUAUAUAAAUAGUAAUGUUAGCCGAAAAUGGAAGAUGGGGAAUUUCAGAAUUUAUUUUAAAGAUAGAAGAAGUCAAUACUAAUACCAAGAUUCAAUUUUUUGAUUUUAAUGGUUUGUUGGAUUAGUGGCUGUUUAAGGAAUCAUUCACUUCAAUUUACUUGGGGUCGUUAGAUAUUUCAGAUUAAUGGAAAUAUUCAGGAACAGCUUCAACUGUCUUAGAUUUUUGCCAUGACCUCUACUACCAUCAAUCUUAGGGAUCAUCAUUUGAAAAAUCAAUUUCCUUACCAAACCAUGUUGCUAUUAGUUUGAAAUUAAAAAUUAUGAUUUUCAAUUCUGGUUCGACCACCAUUACUCUUAAAAUAGAUGACAUUAUUGUACAAAACUGGUCAUAUACAUAGUAAUGGGUAGGUUAUGAUAACCCUGCUACAGUUUAUGAUGGAUUCUGGUAUCAUUACACACAAAAAAAUGCUAAUAUUAUCAAGUAUGCUCAUACCAAUCCUUCAAUUAAAAUCACAAUAUUGACUACAACGAGUUCAGUUUAUACCCCUUGGGCUCCAUGGUUUGGAAUUCGAGAUUUUCAACUUUUUGUUAGAUAACCUUCUUUCCAUAUUUGUGAUGAUCAAAACAUAUACCCUUUUGAUGGAUGCUUUUCUUUCAAUUAUGAUUGUGUUGAAGGUUGUAUAAAUUGUAUAAAUGGAGUUUGUAUUAAUUGUUAAAACGGAUGGCAUUAUGAUAAUGGGAACUGCUCUCCAAUUUGUGGAGAUCGUAUUUUGAUAUCGUAAGAGGAAUGUGAUGAUGGAAACUAGAUUCCUUAUGAUGGAUGUAAUAAUUGCAAAUUUUCAUGUCCAUUAGAUUGUGAUAUAUGCUAAUUUGGAUUAUGCCUUCAAUAAGGCCAAUCAAAAUAAUAAGAAUUAUAAAAUGUGUUUCAAAACUGCAAACCAAAUCUUAUUUUAUAAAAUGACGAAUGUGUAAUGGCUUGUUAUGAUUCAGAAGUAGGCAGAAUUAUUGAAAAUUUUGGUUGUUAUUUAUAAAGAACUACUUUAGCCUAAGAAUUAAUAUAUUAAAAGGUUUUUAUUGAAUAAUUAGUUGCAUAAUAAAUUUAUGAAACUUUUAUCGAAAAUAUAAUUUAUUUAAUAAAUUAAAUAAAUUUUAAUUAGAUUGAUCAAUGUAAUUAAAUUGAUUAAGAAAUUUGUUUAUAAUGCGAAAAUGGAUAUGCAUUGGGCAUAAAUCAUAAAUAAUGUGUCCCAAACUGUGGUGAUGGAAUUGUUUAAAAUUUAGAAAUUUGUGACGAUUCGAACAAUAUACAAUAAGAUGGAUGUUAUAAAUGUUAAUAAAGUUGUUAAUUAGAAUGUUUUAAUUGUGUAAAUGGAAUAUGCUUAAUUUGUCUUGAUGGAUGGUUAUUAAUCAAUAACAGUUGUUAACAAAUAUGCGGUGAUGGUUUAAUAGCAAUUUAGUCAAGUGAAUAAUGCGAUGACGGUAAUUAAAUUGAUGGAGAUGGUUGUUUUUUAUGUUUAUUUGAAUGCAGUCCAUAUUGUCUUUAUUGUAUCGAUCAAAAUGAGUGUCUAUAUUGUUAGGAUCACUUUGAACUCAUACAAAAAGGAUGUAGACCUAUAUGUGGAGAUUUAUAUAUAGUUGAAGGGUUGGAGGAGUGUGAUGAUGGAAAUCAAAUUUCUAAUGAUGGAUGCUAUGAUUGCUAAUUUCAGUGUGAAAUUAAUUGUUAAAAAUGUAUAAAAGGAAAAUGCUUUGAGUACAUAAAACCAUAAGAACCGAUAAUAAAUGAUACUACAAUAAUAAUAGAAUAAUUAGAUUAAAUUUGUAGUUAGGGAUGUUUAAUUUGUUUAGAAGGGAAAUGUUAAUCUUGUGAUAAAUUCUCAACACUUAAGGAUGAGUAAUGUAUUCAAUAUGGUAAUGGAAUAAUAUAAAAAGGUGAAUUUUGUGAUGAUGGAAACUCUUUAAAUAAUGAUGGAUGUUCAGAAAACUACAAUAUUGAAUAAGGUUGGGAUUGCCAUAUUCCAAACGAUCAAUUUAGUCAAUGUUAUAAAAUAACGUAGUUAUCUCUAAAUUUCCUCAAUCAAUCAUAUAAUACUGAAUAUCUAAGUUUAACAUAUUCAAAAAAAGUUAAGUUGAAUCAAUCUAAUCAAAUUUUCAUUGAUUAAGCUUCUAUAUUUAUCUAAGAUUUGAAUUCAGAUUAAUAUAAUCUAAGUAUUGAACCUGUAACUGAAAUCAUUUUUGACUUAGUAAGAGAUAUUAACUAUAUUAUUAAAAUCACUUUUCUUGAAAAGUUAGAAAAUACACCUACGCUGACAGUCUCUAUAAGUACUGUAUUAUUGGAUGAGAACGAUAUCCUAGUUCCUUCAAGUUCUUCUGAUAUUGCACUCAGAAUACCUUAAGUUAUGGGUGUAGUAUAAAUGCUAAAUACAGAAAAACUUACUCUUUUUGGUUAGAGCAUCAUGAUGGGACUAACUGGAUUUGGAGUAUUUUUAUUAAUAUUUGGAUAAUUAGCAUAAUUCUUAGAAAUUCUUGAUAUUUUAUAAUAUCAAUCUUACCUUAAGUUCAUAAAUGUGGAAUUUCCUUAAAAUCUGUAUAUUUAUUUUUAAUCAUCAGAUUUUGUACAAUUAUAAAAUAUUAUGAUAAAUUUUAGAAUAGUAGAAACAUUAAAUUUAUUUAUUUAUGAAGAAAAGGUUCAAAGUCACGGCAAAUUUUAUCAAUAUUAACUCAAUGCCGAUUUAUUGAGCAAUAUUUAUGGAUAGGUAGCCUAAAUUUUAGCGAUUUUCUUUGGCUAUUGGUUAGUGAUGUUUUAUAUUUCUUUAACAAACAAUAAUUGUUUUACAGCUAGAUCCUUUUAUAAUCUUGGAAUUAUAAAUUGCAAAAUAGUAGAUUAAAUGGCAAUUAAAUUUUAUUAUUUAUACAGAAGCAUUCAUAAAUUAGUUCGGAUAAAAUUAAGUUAACAAUUCAUUUUUUUUUUUCAAAGCAAUAGUUUUGACCUAAUUUUCAAAAUUCUUCUUUUUUUAGACUCAAAUGUAUAAUUUAACAUGAGAUCAGAAAUAUCAUUUGGAAUUUGUUUAAUGUUUUUUAUGAUAGUGAUAAACUGUAUAUUUAAAUUAUUUUAAAGGGAAACAAAAUUAAUAAGAAUUAAAAAUAUUAAGGAAUAAUAGCUUGAGUCGAUUAUAUUAUUAAAAAAGUUUGUAUUUCUAUUAAUAUUAAUCAAGGUUCAAGUCUAACCACUGCUUUAGUGUUUAUUAUUAUCCUUUUCCUAAUUACUAUUUAUUGAAAUUAUAUGGUUUUUUUAAUUAGCUAAUUCAAAAUUUGAAUUUAUAAUUAUCUUUUUGAAUGAAUUUCCAAUAAUGCUGUUUACUUUCAUGAUUGCAGCAUUUUCCUUGGACUUUUCAUAGUAUUUAAAUCAAAAUACAAAACUAUCAAUAGGCUUUUUUUUAAUUGGAAUUUUACUUAUUAGUAUAUUUGGACCAAUUCUAAAACAACUAAGGCAUGUUUAUAAUAAAAUUGAAAACUAUUUAAGGGAAAGAAAAGAGGAGAUGAAAAAAAUAAAUAUUUAGUCUCUCUUUUAUACUUUCAAAAUAAAUUGA
Molecule: messenger RNA, 4095 nt
Organism: Paramecium tetraurelia
Lineage: Eukaryota; Ciliophora; Oligohymenophorea; Peniculida; Parameciidae
Exons: 5
Source: RefSeq, a predicted model, not a curated record